AUGGCGCGAGGUAGCAGUGCAGGUUUUGACAGGCAUAUUACUAUUUUUUCGCCUGAAGGGCGAUUAUAUCAAGUAGAGUAUGCUUUUAAAGCUAUCAAUCAAGGUGGACUUACUUCAGUCGCGGUAAAGGGUGUUGAUACCGCUGUAUUUGCUACCCAAAGAAAAGUCCCCGAUAAAUUACUAGAUCCAUCCAGUAUUACUCAUAUAUUCCAACUUACUGAGCACAUUGGUUGUGUUAUGACUGGAAUGAUCGCUGACAGCAAAUCACAAGUCCAGCGUGCACGUUACGAAGCUGCUAAUUUCAAGUACAAAUUUGGCUACGAAAUACCAGUAGACACUUUAUGUCGUCGUGUUGCUGACAUUGGCCAAGUUUAUACGCAGAAUGCUGAGAUGCGACCACUUGGUUGCUCGAUGAUGCUGAUUGCCUAUGACAAAGAAAAGGGACCUUGUAUUUACAAAGCAGAUCCAGCUGGUUACUUCUGUGGUUACCGUGCGAUCUCUGUUGGUGCUCGACAGACAGAAGCAAACUCGUACUUGGAGAAAAAACUUAAAAAGAAACAAAACUAUAAUCAUGAUGAAACUAUUCAAUUGGCAAUAACUUGUUUAUCUACUGUUUUGUCUGUUGACUUUAAACCGUCAGAAAUAGAAGUAGGUGUUGUAUCGAAAGACAACCCUAAAUUCAGAGUCCUUACGGAACAAGAAAUAGAUAAACACCUCACUGCCAUCGCUGAGAAAGAUUAA
This is a messenger RNA of Cotesia congregata, 741 nucleotides long. The record is from the annotation of a GenBank genome assembly. Lineage: Eukaryota; Metazoa; Arthropoda; Insecta; Hymenoptera; Braconidae.